UAAAACAAAAUUUCAUUUUCUCUUUUUACCCCAAAUGAGAGGCGCUGCCGCUGAGUUAACUGAGGGAGAAACCACGAAACCCUAAGUUUUCUACCACCAUUUUCGCCACCAUUUCCGUUGCCGUUUCUGCCGCCGGCCGCCGUUAUCACUGUCGUGCCUGUUGUAGUAGAGAGCUUCUGGAUCGAGCCACCUCUUCUAUCAACGCGUUUUUAGAUCUGUUCUCUCUAUACUGUCGUUGCUGCCACUGUUGCCACCGCAGUUUCCGCCGCCGUUGCCGCCACAAUUUCUACCGUGGAUGCCACCGUAGGUGCCGUGGUACAACGCAUUUUUAGAUCUGUUCACUCCCGAGCUUCUUCUUCAACGCCGCUUUCUCUCACUCCAAUUCCUUUGAACUGCCGCGCCGCUGGUACUUCCUUUUCUUCUUCUUCUCUAUUAAUUUUCUGAUAUUUCUUCUUUAUUAAUAAUAAUUUUUUUCUCUGUGUCGUCUCCUCUGUUCUGUUGCAACUAUUUUACAGGUAUCUCCUCUUGUUCUUCAGUAAUGUUUAACUGUUUAUGUAGUUUAUGUCUUGGCUUGAUUAUAGUUUUAGUUUGAUUAAACUUUAUUGUUGUUUUGAUUACUAAUUUUGUUCUUUAUUGUUAUUGACUGUCUAUUAAUAAUAUUGUAUCACAAAUUAGUGACCAUUGUGCUUUAAUUUUAGACUUAUAUAUUAUUAGUGAUUAUUAUGUUUUAAUUCUUUGUAGACAUCAUUAAUUCAUUAUCUGAACAAAAUGGCAUUAUUUGAUUCACUGUUUUCUGUAUAGUGUAGUGCAAGGUCUAAUGGUUUUUUGGAUUGGUCAACAAGAUAUUCUUAUUUGAUUCUCAGGAUUUACGGUUUAGGUCCCAUGUGCUUCUUGAAAAAUUAGUUUCUAUUUUCAAAUGUUCUUUAACCAUAUUGGUCUCGAGGCUCUUUAAUCUAUGCAUUAAUUUGAGGUUAUAUACCUUCCAUUUUGUUAAAUCAAUUAUUUCCUAAUCAUUGUAUUCUGUACUUAUCUUCAUCAUUGUUCAUCACAUUUGUGUUUGUCAACAGGCAAUAUGUUAUCUAUCAUAUAUUUUUACUGCUUCACUGAUUUAGGUGAAGAGGAAAAGUAAUUUUUCCCCCUAAUUAUCUGAAGCAACCAAACUGAUGUUUACAAUCAAUAACAUUUUUUAGGCUUAGGGAACUAGUUGUUAUGGGAACGUGAAUUCAUGAAAUAUAAUUUUGCAUCUUUUGAGCUCGGAAAAUUUUAUAUUCAGCUUCUUCUCUCACGUUCUACUAUUUAUCUUGUACUCGCUUCUCACUUUUCACUGAAUUAGGCUGAAGAGUGUUAUCUAUCACUUUAGAGGAAAUAGAGAAUUUCCUCGGCUAAGAAUCGGGAUUGGAAGGCCUCCUAGGCAAAUGGAUCCUAAAGCAUUCUUGCUUCAAAAAUUCAAUGUGACAGCUAGACAACAAAUAGCAAAUCUUUUGGAUUGCACUUCAUGGUCAGGGGCUGGACCAGGGUUAAUGAAUGCAGUUACUCAAGAUUUGAGAUGGCGUGAGGUAAAGAAGGCAAUUCCGCUAAAGAAAAGAAGAGGAGAGUUUGAUAAUAACAUGGAAGAAAAUAUUAGCGACAGCAACAGAAAGAAGACGAACAAAAUCCAGAGUCGUAGCAGCAGAACGAAGACGACUAAGAUGAACAUGGCGUGGGAGCAAGAUGAAGACGCAAUUAUCAAAGAUGAAGAAAAAGAAGCCGAGGAAGAAGUAGUAGCAGUAGAUGAAGAAGAAGGUUUAAUCCAUGUUUAAUCCAUGGAUAUUUUCUGAGUAUAUGGGAUGAUGCUCUUCUACUCCCUUCUACUCUCUAAGGUUUGUACUUGUACCCUUUUCAAUUUUAAUGUUAAUUAUUCUUAGCCUUUUGUAUUUGUUUUUUUAUUGCUUUUCAGUAGUUGAAAUAGAAAAUAUGUAAUCUACAGAUUCAAAAAAGAAUAGAAGAAAUGGCUAGUGUUGGUUUGGA
Messenger RNA from Arachis ipaensis, 2007 nucleotides. The record is from RefSeq and is a predicted model, not a curated record. NCBI's taxonomy places the organism in Eukaryota, Viridiplantae, Streptophyta, Magnoliopsida, Fabales, Fabaceae.